AUGCCCGAUGUAUCUAAAUUAAAAUGUAGAGAAUAUAUGAAUGAUUUGAAGGAAGUGGUGAAAACAUCUCAACUGAGUACUCAUGGUGUUGAUGCUGCAGUUGCAAGUAAUUUACCACCAAUAAAUCAACUUAAAAGAACAGUACAACGAACAAGACAAGUUGAAAGUUCUGCUCCCCCAAAUCCUAUGAAGUUAGAAGAGCUCACAAUUCCAGAUGAGUAUAAAAUAACUACGAAUGGUGAACCAUUUUUAUUAUAUGAAAGUUUUUCUAAAAAUAUUGAAGAAAAGCGAAUAUUAAUAUUUUCAACGGAAAAAAAUGUAAAUUUAUUAUUAGAAAGUAAACACUGGUUUGUUGACGGCACUUUUUCGUAUUGCCCUAGUCUUUUCGUCCAAUUAUAUACAAUUCACAGUAUAAUAGCAUGUAAUAUUGUUCCAUUGGUUUAUAUUCUUUUACCAAAUAAAAAGGAAAUUACUUAUUGUCGUAUGUUUUUGGCUCUAAAUAUUUUAAAACCAAAUUAAAAUCCUGUAAUGAUUAUGGCUGAUUUUGAAAAAAAUAAUAUGAACGUAACAUUAUUUGUAUACCCAAAUUCUAAAAUUCAAGGUUGUUUUUUCAUCUUGGACAAUCAAUAUGGUGCCAAAUUCAAAGUAUAGGUUUAAGUAAUAGAUACUCUACUGAUCCAGAAUUUUCUCUGAAUAUUCGAAAAAUACCGACAUUAGCAUAUUUACCCGAAAAUCUUAUUGAAGAUAAUUUUGAACGCCUUCUGGAAACAGAAUUUUAUAAAAAUAAUUAAGAAUUACUGACAGAUUUUAUUAAUUAUUUUGAGGAUACCUAUAUAGACCGUGUUAAUAAAAGAGGACGAUAAACACCCCCACGAUUUCCUAUUGGACUAUGGAAUUGUUAUUCUUUAAUCGAAAGAGAUAUUUCAUGUACUAAUUAUGCAGUUGGAGGCUGACACAACUGUUUCAAUGCACUACUAAAAUCAGCUCACCCAUCCAUCUGGAUUUUUA
Molecule: messenger RNA, 1008 nt
Organism: Sipha flava (yellow sugarcane aphid)
Lineage: Eukaryota; Metazoa; Arthropoda; Insecta; Hemiptera; Aphididae
Exons: 2
Coding region: 1-519 (172 amino acids)
Source: RefSeq, a predicted model, not a curated record